CAGAGCAAAAGAGGAAUGGACUGUGGGCCACCUGCCACCCUCCAGUCCCACCUGGCCGGGCCACCUGGUCCUGCCCGCCACCCAGUGGCUGUGUGCCAGCAGGAGAGUCUGUCCUUUGUGGAGUUGCCCACCCUGCAGCCCCCAAGCCCUGUGUGUCUGGAUCUCUUUCCGGUCACCCCAGAGGAGCUGCAGGCUCCCGGCAGCCGCUGGUCCCUGGGGACCCCUGCUCCUCUCCAAGGGCUGCUAUGGCCACCAUCCCCAGGAGUCCCAGACACCGAGACGGCUACCAGUGGGGGGAUGCGGCCCAGCAGGGCUGGCAGCUGGCCACACUGCCCUAGUGCCCAGCCCCCAGCCCUGGAGGGAUCCUGGAGUCCCCAGCACCCACAGCCGCAGCGCCGGGCCAGCCAUGGCUCAGAGAAGAAGUCAGCCUGGCGCAAGAUGCGGGUGUACCAGCGUGAAGAGGCCCAGGCUGUCUUCCUCGAGCCUGGCCAGGUGGCAGAGCAGUCCCUGGGCACAGAGGAGCCUAGGUCGCUGGAGCUGUCUGGGCCCAGCCGAGUGGGCCUUGAGGGGCCUGAGCGGAGGCGCUUCUCAGCCUCUGAGCUGAUGACCCGGCUGCACUCUUCCCUGCGCCUGGGGCGGAAUUCGGCAGCCAGGGCGCUGACCCAAGGGUCAGGCACUGGAGGAGCCCGGGAAGGGAAAGCAUCUGGCAGGGACUCGCGCAGUGUAGAGAUGAGGGUGGACGGUGCGAUGACCGCAGCCCCUGUGGACCCGAGCGGGGGCCAUGGCAGCCGGCCUGAGUCCAGGCUGGAAUCACAGGAAGAGCCAGCUCUGGGUUCCAGAAGCGCCAGCGAGAGACGACAGUCACGGUUCCUCCUUAACUCCGUCCUCUACCAGGAAUACAGCGACGUGGCCAGCGCCCGCGAACUGCGGCGGCAGCAGCGAGAGGAGGAGGGCCCGGGGGACGAGGCCGAGGGCGCGGAGGAGGGGCCCGGACCACCGCGCGCCAACCUCUCCCCAAGCAGCUCCUUCCGGGCGCAGCGCUCGGCGCGAGGCUCCACCUUCUCGCUGUGGCAGGACAUCCCCGAUGUGCGCGGGAGCGGCGUCCUGGCCACGCUGAGCCUGCGCGACUGCAAAUUGCAGGAGGCCAAGUUUGAGCUGAUCACGUCCGAAGCCUCAUACAUCCACAGCCUGUCGGUGGCCGUGGACCACUUCUUAGGCUCAGCUGAGCUGAGUGAGUGUUUGGGGGCGCAGGACAAACAGUGGCUGUUCUCCAAACUGCCCGAGGUCAAGAGCACCAGCGAGAGGUUCCUGCAGGACCUGGAGCAGCGACUAGAGGCAGAUGUACUGCGCUUCAGCGUGUGCGACGUUGUGUUGCACCACUGCCCGGCCUUCCGCCGUGUCUACCUGCCCUACGUUACCAACCAGGCCUACCAGGAGCGCACGUACCAGCGCCUGCUCCUGGAGAACCCCAAGUUCCCUGGCAUCCUGGCUCGCCUAGAAGAGUCUCCCGUGUGCCAACGUCUGCCCCUCACCUCCUUCCUCAUCCUGCCAUUUCAGAGGAUCACCCGCCUCAAGAUGCUGGUGGAGAACAUCCUGAAGCGGACAGCACAGGGCUCUGAAGAUGAAGACAUGGCCACCAAGGCCUUCAAUGCACUCAAGGAGCUGGUGCAAGAAUGCAAUGCCAGUGUGCAGUCCAUGAAGAGGACAGAGGAGCUCAUCCACCUGAGCAAGAAGAUCCACUUUGAGGGCAAGAUCUUCCCACUGAUCUCUCAGGCCCGCUGGCUGGUGCGGCAUGGGGAGCUGGUGGAGCUGGCACCGCUGCCCGCUGCCCCCCCGGCCAAGCUGAAGCUGUCCAGCAAGGCAGUCUACCUGCACCUCUUCAAUGACUGCUUGCUUCUCUCCCGGCGGAAGGAGCUGGGGAAGUUUGCCGUUUUUGUCCAUGCCAAGAUGGCCGAGCUGCAGGUGAAGGACCUGAGCCUAAAGCCCCAGGGCAUCCCUGGCCACGUGUUCCUCCUUCAGCUCCUCCACGGGCAGCAUGCGAAGCACCAGUUCCUGCUGAGGGCGCAGACAGAAAGCGAGAAGCAGCGGUGGAUCUCCGCCAUGUGCCCCUCCAGCCCCCAGGAGGACAAGGAGGUCAUCAGCGAGGGGGAAGACCGCCCCCAGGUUCAGUGUGUCAGGACGUACAAGGCGCUGCAGCCGGAUGAGCUGACCUUGGAGAAGACUGACAUCCUGGCAGUGAGGACCCAGACAAGUGAUGGCUGGCUGGAGGGAGUCCGCCUGGCAGAUGGCGAGAAGGGGUGGGUGCCCCAGGCCUACGUGGAGGAGAUCAGCAGCCUCAGUGCCCGCCUCCGGAACCUCCGGGAGAGUAAGCGGAUCACAAGUGCCACCAGCAAACUCGGGGAGCCUCCUGCGUGA
Pteronotus mesoamericanus is the source of this 2415-nucleotide messenger RNA. RefSeq names its product Rho guanine nucleotide exchange factor 19 (gene ARHGEF19). Lineage: Eukaryota; Metazoa; Chordata; Mammalia; Chiroptera; Mormoopidae. The record is from RefSeq and is a predicted model, not a curated record. The transcript has 15 exons. Gene Ontology annotation, biological process: activation of GTPase activity; regulation of actin cytoskeleton organization. Gene Ontology annotation, molecular function: guanyl-nucleotide exchange factor activity; protein binding. Bases 16 to 2415 code for a protein of 799 amino acids.